UACUCAAUCAAACAAGAACUACAACUUAUUUUUGUACUAGACUGCUGCAUUUUCCUCCAUUUCAUCAUUUCAUCUUCUUCCAUAGUCUCUCAUUUAAUGAUUGAUAUUAUUCCAGAUUCAUCUAUGACCUAAUUGCUUCAAAGCAGAUGAUCCAUUUCCUUUAAUUUUGCCAUUCUUCAACCCCUCAUUACACUUUCACCAUGUCCCAAUCUUCAAAUUUUCGCUUAGUUAGAUGCCCCAACUGCAAUAAUCUUCUCCCGGAGCUUGCUGAUUAUUCUGUUUAUCUCUGUGGCGGAUGCGCCACUGUUCUUCAAGCAAAGAAGAACAAUUUUGAAGCUGAUACAUCUUCAUUGAACUAUAUUGAUGAUGUUAAGGAGAAUCCAAGGUUAAAUUUGGAGAAAAACACAUCUGAAGCACUUGGAUCUGUUAAUCAGAAUGAAGCUGGGGAGCUUUUAAGGAAGUUAGAUGAGCUUCUAAGGAGGAAUCAUGAGAAUUCUUCAAAGGAUUCAUUUGAUUAUAGUAGGUUUGAUCCAUUUUAUAAUAAUAAUUGUUGUGUUAGAAGAAGACAACCUUCAGCUCUCAAUAGAUUUACCCAUUAUCCACAUCCACGAAACUUUAAUAAUAACCAAAUGAGUUCUCGAUUGUCUCAACCUCGGUUUUUCCAUUACUCUGUUCCUACAAUCGCCUUUCCGUUGAUAGGUGGUGCUCCGUUUGUGUCGUGUCGUAACUGUCGAGAAUUGCUUCAAGUUCCCAAUUCGGCUUUCUUAACAGACAAAAAUGGAAGGAAAAUGAAAUGCUGGGGUUGCUCGACUAUCCUUCUUUUAAGGGUGGUCGAAAAGAAACUGAAUGUUUCUGUUUUCGAAGAAAGUAGCCACGAUGAGAUCUAUGGUUCUCUAAAUAACUCAGAAGGUUUCGAUGAUUGGGAUUGGGAUGAACAGAAAACAACCCAUAAAGAAAAGACAACAUCUUUGGCUGGGAAAAUCAAGAACACAUUGAAGGAAUUUUCAAGAACAAUGAAACUAACAGAUCAAAUUGGUUCAAUUAAUGUAACUGUUAAUGGGCAUCCAAUUACAGAUGGUUUAGUGAAGAAAGCAGAGAAGAUUGCUGGACUAAUCCAACCUGGAAAUUACUGGUAUGAUAUAAAGGCUGGAUUUUGGGGUAUGAUUAAUGGACCAUGUUUAGGGAUAAUCCCUCCAUUUAUUGAAGAAUUAAAUUAUCCUAUUGAAGAAAAUUGUGCUGGUGGGAACAGUGAAGUGUUUGUAAAUGGAAGAGAACUUCACCAAAAGGAUCUUGAAAUACUUGCGAUGAGAGGACUCCCUACGGUUAGAGGGCGAUCUUAUAGGGUUGAAAUCUCGGGAAGAAUUUGGGACGAUGAAUCUGGACAAGAGCUAGAUAGCCUCGGAAAACUUGCACCAACUGUCGAGAUGGCUAAGCACGGUUUUGGCAUGAAGCCUCCCAAACUUAGAGUAUAAAACUCGAAAUAUGUUUUCUUGGUCGAAUUUUUAGGGUCCAUGAUCUUAAUAAUUAGCUUCGUUUUCUUUUUAUUUUUUUAAUUGAAAGAAUGAAUUUGGUUUUAUGA
Messenger RNA from Impatiens glandulifera, 1579 nucleotides. RefSeq lists its product as uncharacterized. The coding region runs from base 201 to 1472 and encodes 423 amino acids. Gene Ontology annotation, biological process: regulation of defense response to fungus. The record is from RefSeq and is a predicted model, not a curated record. Lineage: Eukaryota; Viridiplantae; Streptophyta; Magnoliopsida; Ericales; Balsaminaceae. The transcript is spliced from 4 exons.